Messenger RNA from Physella acuta, 1361 nucleotides. Its product is annotated as putative oxidoreductase YjmC. The record is from RefSeq and is a predicted model, not a curated record. NCBI's taxonomy places the organism in Eukaryota, Metazoa, Mollusca, Gastropoda, Physidae. Gene Ontology annotation, molecular function: oxidoreductase activity.
UCACACACUUAAGACUUAAAGUUAACAUAACAGAUUACAGACCUACUUUGUUUUUGCUUCACAAUAUUAAAUGUUUUCUUGUUGUUUACAAUCGGUAUUGUUGGCCUGUAGGCCUAUGCCUACAAAACAGCAGACGACAAAGUUCGCGAACCGCUGCCAACACGGGUUAGACGUGUUCAUGAUAACAACACGGCUAAACUGAGACUACACUGAGAAUGAAGCUGACAACGAGAUCGUACUUUCGUUUGAUGAGCGUGUUGAAGAUGGCGUCUAACGAAAGCGUCGUAGCCCGUGAAGAGAUGCACGCCUUUGUCACCAGGUGCAUGGUCAAGGUGGGCACAAAACCUGACCACGCCAGUGCCUUGGCUGACCUUCUGGUGGCUGCAGACUACAGAGGUCACUACAGUCAUGGACUCAACAGGCUGGACAUGUAUGUGAAAGACAUUGAGGCCAAGAUGUGUGUCAGUGACAAGGAACCAGAAAUAGUCAAGGAAACAGCAGCAACUGCAUUUGUAGAUGGAAAUAAUGUGCUAGGACCAGUGGUUGGAAAAUUUUGUAUAGACAUCGCAAUUAAAAAAGCAAAGGAAAGUGGCAUUGGCUGGGUUUCUGCUAAAGGCUCAAAUCAUUUUGGUAUAGCAGGAUGGUAUGCCAUAAGGGCAAUGCAGCAGGGUAUGAUAGGUAUGGCAUUCACUAAUACAUCUCCAUUGAUGGUACCUACCAGAGCCAAGAAGGCUACUUUAGGCACAAACCCUAUAGCAUGUGCUGCCCCAGCCAACAAUGGUGACAGUUUUGUCUUAGACAUGGCUACUACUGCAGUUGCUCUUGGAAAGUUGGAGCUGAAUGAAAGAAAGGGGCUGGACAUUCCACUUGGAUGGGGAUGUGACACUACUGGCAGGGCAACAACAAACCCAUCUAAAGCCACAGGAUUAAUGCCACUAGGUGGCACAGAAGAAUGCAGUGGUUACAAAGGAUAUGGUUUAUCUAUGAUGGUUGAAGUCUUCUGUGGGAUUUUGGGUGGUGCAGAUUUUGGAGGGAAAAUCAGAAAAUGGAAAACUACAGAAAAGGAGGCUAACCUAGGUCAGUGUUUUGUAGCAAUCAAUCCAGCUGCCUUUGCUCCAGGAUUCACUGAUAGGAUCACAGAAUUGAACGACACACUGAGAAAUCUUGAGCCAGCAGAGGGUGAGACAGAAGUUCUAGUACCUGGUGACCCAGAGAGGAAACAUAUGGAACAAUGUGACAAACUUGGGGGGAUCCCAUACCACCCUAACCAAAUUCAGUAUGCUAGAGAUUUGGCAACACAGUUGAAUGUGGAACCUCUAAAGACUUUAUAAAUAGCUGAAGUCAAUUUCUAGAUACAUUUA